GGAAAUUUCUUAGCUGUUGGAUUGUCAAACGGAGUCGUUCAAAUUUGGGAUUUGGAGAAAGAGGUGAAGAUACGAAAGUACAGGAAUCACAAGAGACGAGUUGGAGCAUUGGGAUGGCACUACGACACGUUAAGUACUGGCAGUGGGGACACAAAGAUCGUCUGUUCUGACAUUAGAUGCAAGGAGAGUAGUUACGCACAGCUAACUAAUCAUACUUCGGAAGUCUGUGGUCUUAAAUGGAAUUAUGAAACGAAGCAGUUGGCUUCCGGGUGCAACGAUAACUCUGUGUAUAUAUGGGAUUGCAGAAAAUGCCUUCCUCUGUUCCAGCUAGCCAAACAUACUGCUGCAGUGAAGGCCAUGAGUUGGUCUCCUCACAACCACAAUUUGCUUGCUACUGGCGGAGGAUCUGCUGAUAAAAAAAUUUUUUUCUGGGAUACCUCCACAGGAGACUGUCUUAAUGAACUGCACACAAGCUCCCAGGUUUCUAAUAUCUUUUGGUCCAAGCAUACUAACGAGUUUGUUUCCACUCAUAGCUACUCACUUGGCCAGGUUGUACUGUGGAGAUAUCCGCAGCUGCUAAAGGUUUCUGCACUCAGUGGCCAUGCGCUCCGUGUGCUGUAUGGCGCACUCAGUCCGGACGGCGAGUCCAUCGUCACGGGCUCUCCCGAUGAGACGCUGCGCCUCUGGCGGGUCUUCCCCAGGGGAGGCUCCAACACCGCUAGGGUGAACAUCGCAGGGGGAUGUCUCGGAAGAUAUCCGGAAAACUGUCUC
Plasmodium cynomolgi strain B is the source of this 771-nucleotide messenger RNA. RefSeq names its product cell division cycle protein 20 homolog putative. Gene Ontology annotation, cellular component: anaphase-promoting complex. NCBI's taxonomy places the organism in Eukaryota, Apicomplexa, Aconoidasida, Haemosporida, Plasmodiidae. The transcript has a single exon. The annotation marks the transcript as partial. Gene Ontology annotation, molecular function: ubiquitin ligase activator activity; anaphase-promoting complex binding; protein binding. Gene Ontology annotation, biological process: anaphase-promoting complex-dependent catabolic process; positive regulation of ubiquitin protein ligase activity; positive regulation of anaphase-promoting complex-dependent catabolic process. The record is from RefSeq and is a predicted model, not a curated record.